Molecule: messenger RNA, 2593 nt
Organism: Eruca vesicaria subsp. sativa (arugula)
Lineage: Eukaryota; Viridiplantae; Streptophyta; Magnoliopsida; Brassicales; Brassicaceae
Source: the annotation of a GenBank genome assembly
UUCGAGGCUUUAAGUGAUAUUCUUUUCAUUAAUCUCACCACACAAUGUUGAAACAUAUAAAACAUGUUCUGGAACAUGACACUGCCGCCGACAAGCUUCGCCGCAGAUCAUUGCAUUUCGAAAACAAUAAAACAGACAAUCAUGGAUCACCGGUUACUCCGCUUCAGACUCCGCCGAGUGGACUCACCUCCGCGGCUACCACUACUAGCACUAGUAGCUUCAGUUCUAGCUCUUCUGAUUCGGUUAAGGCUCAUCGUGGUGGACAUGCUCUUGUUCCGACAAAACCCGAUUCCCGCCGGUCAAAUCCCUCCGCCGCUAAAUCUGCGACUAACAAUCCCGCCGCCGCUCAAUUGAGCAUAACAUCCGCCGCGCAAACUUCUAAGUCCGCCGCUAAAUUUGGUAAGUCGACGGUUUCCUCCGCCGCACAUCGGAGGUCGAGUAGUGCCUCCGCCGGAGCUAAAGUCAGGUCCAACAGUAACAUCCCAAAGACAGCAACUCGGAGCUCUUUAGCGUCAGACACAACUUUGGCUACAGUUAAACAACCGGGUAAAAACUCCACUACGCCGCCGUCGCCGCCGGUGAAAAUCCUCCCCGGCGGGAAUCUUUUCCCGUCCGGGAAGGUUCAUCUGACCGGGAUGACUCAAGGAGUCUCCAAAAGCAUGGUAGUACUUGGACCAGGAGGUUCCAAAUCGUACGGAUACGGCAGCGUUGUCAAAGGAAACACCUGUUCUCCGACAGCAACGUCAGUUUCUUCCUCCGCCUCACUUGUAAUCCCCCGUGACGGUGGCUCCGAGGAAGAUACGUCGUGGCAGAGAGUGAUGAAUAGUCAUAAUCCAGAAGAAGCAAAGAGACUUGGUAACGAGAUGUUUAAGAAAGGUUCUUUCGGUUUGGCUUUGAAGUUUUACGACAGAGCAUUAGAACUCUCACCGACCAAUGCGACUUACCAUAGCAAUAGAGCAGCUGCACUGUCUGGUCUUGGUCGGAUUGGUGAAGCUGUGAUUGAGUGUGAACAAGCUAUUCAGUUGGAUCCGAAUCUUGCUAGGGCUCAUCACCGUUUAGCUACACUGCUUAUUAGAUUAGGUCAAGUUGAUAAAGCAGGGAAGCACUUGUUCUCUGUGGAGGAACCAUCAGAUCCUAUGGUGGUGAAGAUGCUUCAACAAGUUGAUAGACACUUGAACAAAUGUGUUGAUGCAAGGAGACGUGGUUUAUGGAAUGUUGUUUUGACACAAGUAAGUGCAGCAACGGAGUCUGGAGCUGAUUUGUCUCCUCAGCUAGCUAUGUGUAAAGUUGAAGCAUUACUGAAACUCCAACGGCUUGAUGAGGCUCAAACAACACUUGCAUCAGCUCCCAACAUGGAAUUAUUACCAGCAUCUUUCUUAAAGAUUCGGUUUUUCGAUAUGAUCUCCCAAGCUUACAUAUAUUUUGUCAAAUCUCAGAUUGAGUUGGCUCUAGGAAGGUUUGAAAACGCAGUUACAUUUGUAGAGAAAGCUUCAGAGAUCGAUCCACGAAACAGUGAGAUUAAAACAUUGAAUAGAAACGUUAGAUUGGUCGUUAAGGCGCGUGAACGCGGUAACGAACUUUAUGAAUCAGAAAGAUACACAGAAGCAGGCGCAGCUUAUACAGAAGGCCUCAAGUUUGAUCCAUACAACGCUACUCUAUUAGGUCACAGAGCAGAGUGUUUCUUUAAAGUUGGGUUUUGGGAGAGCUCUAUAGAAGACUGUAACCAUGCAUUGCUCAUUCUACCUAGUUGCAUAAAGAUUCUUCGUCAAAGGGCUGCAUCAUACAGCAAGCUGGAGAGAUGGGAUGAAGCAGUGAACGAUUAUGAAACUUUGAGAAAGGAACUAUCUUACGACAGAGAAAUAGCUGAAUCUUUGUUUCACGCUCAAGUUGCAUUGAAGAGAUCUCGUGGAGGAGUGGUUCUAAAUAUGGAGUUUGGAUGUGAAGUUGAGGAGAUUUCUAGCCUUCAAGAGUUCAAAGCUGCAUUGACCCGACCCGGAGUUUCUGUUGUACUUCUUAUGAAAAUCUCUGACCGACAAUGCAAAGAGAUGUCUGUUUUCAUGGAUGCAUUAUGUAUCCGUUACCCAUCUCUACAUUUCCUCAAGGUGGAGAUAGAGAAUUGUCCAGCAGUGGGGGAUGCAGAGAAAGUGAGAGUUGUGCCAACCUUCAAGAUUUACAAACUUGGUGUUAGGAUGAAGGAGAUUGUAUGCCCAAGCAAGGAAGCACUUGAGAGUUCAGUGAGGCACUAUAGCCUUUAGCAACAAGUUACUGUGUUCAUUAGAAAAUGAGGAAAACUUGUCAAUAAUCUCUCAAGAGUCUAGAGAAAUAGGUUUAGAUAUUUGAUUCAUUCAUUGCUCUGUUUAGGAGUCAUUUGCACAUAGAGAAUUUUUUGUUACAUAAAGGUGAUUAAACCAUAGAAAAUAAACAGAGAGAGAGAGAGACAUUCAUUCAUGUUUUGUAAACAUUCGUUGUUCUUGUCUAUGUUUUUUCCUCUAAACAGAAUGGUUAAGGACGCGUGAUUCACACUCGCUCCUCACAUGCAUCUUUACCAUUUAUAUAGACGGAAGUACGUGCCGAAUGUUUUAAAUAAAACAAA